Messenger RNA from Octopus bimaculoides (California two-spot octopus), 1466 nucleotides. Its product is annotated as protein LTV1 homolog. Gene Ontology annotation, cellular component: preribosome, small subunit precursor; cytosol; nucleus. NCBI's taxonomy places the organism in Eukaryota, Metazoa, Mollusca, Cephalopoda, Octopoda, Octopodidae. The record is from RefSeq and is a predicted model, not a curated record. Gene Ontology annotation, biological process: ribosomal small subunit biogenesis; ribosomal small subunit export from nucleus.
ACAGAACUAAAUAAAGGGAGGUAAGUCACACGAUCAGAUCUCUAGAAAUGAGAUACAAUUAGUUGCUUUUCCAGCACGUUGUUGAUCUUAGCUUUACCCAAACAUGCCUAGACGCAAGACGAAAUUCAUCGACAAAAAGAAUGCAGUUACUUUCCAUCUUGUGCAUCGAAGUCAACAAGAUCCUAUGCUUGUGUCUGAAGAUGCUUCUCAUUUUGUACUACUGCCUUCUGGUAGGAAUAAGAAAGAGCAGCAAUUGGAAGAACAAAGAAAAUAUGGCGUUUAUUUUGAAGAUGACUACAACUAUCUGCAACAUUUGAAGGAAGCAAAUGAAACUUUGGAAAUAGAUGACACUGAAACAUUUCAGAUGAUAAGCUCUGAGCCAUAUAAAACUGCACCUGAUGUAAAGCUACACCUGCCCUCAACUGUAUUUAGCAGUGGUGUGGAGACUAAAGUUGGAUUAUUAAACAAAGCUGCUCCUCAGUCAGGACCCAAGGUGGAUUGGGAUCCAGAUAUUGUUGCAGCUCUUGAUGAAGAUUAUAAUUUUGAGGAUCCUGAAUGCGUUUUAGAUGAUGACUUUAUGAUGAUGGCAAAUAAAAAGGACAGUGAAGAUGAGGAUAGCUCAGACGAAGAUGAUUCAGAUGAGAGUGGUUCAGAUAUUUCUUCUAAUCUUGGAGAUAUAUCUGGAUCUGAUGCACAUUCUGAUGAUGAUUAUUUCAUGGAAGAAGAAACCAAAUCUCAUUUCACGAAUUACUCAAUGACAUCAUCAGUGGUGCCAAGAAGUGAAGCACUGAAGGACAUUGAUGAUCAAUUUGAAAAGUUCUUUGAGCAGUAUGAGGACACUGAAAUUGGAGCAUUAGAUAUGGACGACAUUGAAGGCAAUAUGGAUGUGAAAAGUGAAGUGAUGUCUAAGAUGAUUGCGAAAUACCAAGAGAGCAAGAUGCCACAAAAUCUUGAUGAAGUUUUAAAAAAUACAUCUCUCGAUGUUAACAAUCUGAAUUUGUCAUCUGAAAGUGAAGGAGAAAUUGAGGUUGAGGAGAAAACUGAAAAAUGGGAUUGUGAAUCUAUUCUCAGUACAUAUUCCAACUUGUACAACCAUCCAAAACUGAUAUUAGAACCAAAGAAGGAACGGAAAAUUAAAUUAAACAAAAUGGGUAUUCCUGAAGAAGUUUUCUAUACACGUGGAAUUAAAUUAAAAGACCUUGAAGAUGACACAACUGCCUCUGUAAUGUCUGUAAGUACCGUGAGAAAUAAGAAUGAGAGUAAAGAAGAUAAAAGGGAACGAAAGACAACCAUUAAAGCUCAAAGAAAAGAGAGAAGAAUAGAAAAGAAACUAAACCAACAGGCAUUUAAAGAGGCUAAACGGAAACGAGAGGCAGAAGUAAUAGCCAUGCAGAAAAAUAUGAAAUCUGUUAGCAUAGCUUAAUAUGUUUUUGUAAGUUUGUAAAUAAAUUGUUGAUUAAUUUGAA